AUGCCAUUGCCUGAUGAAGAACAAUCUAGUGAGCUUCUUCGUGCUCAAUCUCACGUUUGGAACCAUAUGUUCAAUUUUAUAAAUUCCAUGUCUCUCAAAUGUGCAAUUCAAUUAGGCAUACCAGAUAUUAUCCUUAAACAUGGCAAACCAAUGACACUACUCGAAUUAGUCGAUACCCUCCCUAUCAAUAAAGCGAAAGCGCAUGGUGUGUACCGUCUAAUGCGAAUUCUGAUCCAUUCAGGGUUCUUCAUCGAAGAAAAAAUUUCUGAGAAUGAAGAAAAGAAGGGAUAUUGGCAAACACCAGCUUCUCGUCUCCUCGUAAAAGACGAGCCAUUUAGCUUGGCCCCAUAUCUUCUAGUUGUGCUUGAUCCGAUUUUGACAGAGCCAUGGCACUACGUAGCUGAGUGGUUCAAAGAUGACCAACCCACGCCAUUUAGUACACUACAUGGGAGGAGCUUCUGGGGCUAUGCUAGCCAUGAUCCGAAGCUGAACCACUUAUUCAACAAUGCCAUGGCUAAUGAUUCACGGUUGAUUACAAGUGUGGUUAUUAGAGAUUGUAAACAUGUAUUUGAGGGUUUGAAUUCCAUGGUAGACGUAGCAGGUGGCACCGGGACGAUGACCAAGGCCGUUGCUGAAAUGUUUCCAAAGUUGAAAUGUACUGUGCUUGAUCUUCCACAUGUUGUUGCUGGCUUGAAAGGGACUAAGAACUUGUGCUACGUUGGAGGAGACAUGUUUGAGUCUAUUCCUCAAGCAGAUGCAAUCUUACUCAAGUGGAUAUUACACGAUUGGAGUGAUGAAGAGUGUAUAAAGAUAUUGAAGAAAUGUAGAGAAGCGAUACCGAGCAAGGAAGAAGGAGGAAAACUGAUAAUUAUUGACAUGAUUAUAGUCAACAUUCAGAAAGAAGAAGAGAAAAUUACUGAAUCCCAACUCUUCUUUGAUAUGAUGAUGAUGGUUGUUGCUGGUGGAAUAGAGAGAGAUGAGAGAGAAUGGACGGAGCUCUUAAAAGCUUCUGGCUUCGCUCACUACAAGAUAAUCAAUAAAUUAGGAUCGAGAUCUCUCUUUGAAGUUUACCCUUCUUGA
Fraxinus pennsylvanica is the source of this 1080-nucleotide messenger RNA. The record is from the annotation of a GenBank genome assembly. Lineage: Eukaryota; Viridiplantae; Streptophyta; Magnoliopsida; Lamiales; Oleaceae.